Messenger RNA from Drosophila grimshawi, 2165 nucleotides. It is a transcript of the gene homer, whose product is annotated as homer protein homolog 2. Gene Ontology annotation, molecular function: G protein-coupled glutamate receptor binding. The transcript is spliced from 7 exons. Gene Ontology annotation, biological process: G protein-coupled glutamate receptor signaling pathway; regulation of store-operated calcium entry. NCBI's taxonomy places the organism in Eukaryota, Metazoa, Arthropoda, Insecta, Diptera, Drosophilidae. Gene Ontology annotation, cellular component: dendrite; plasma membrane; cytoplasm. The record is from RefSeq and is a predicted model, not a curated record.
UUUAAGUGUAUUAAUUAACAAAAAUAAACAAUUAGCAUAGUGUUAAGCGAGUUGCCAUAUAAACCAAAACAGCGCUGCAGCUAACAAACAGAAUGGGCGAACAACCGAUUUUCACUUGCCAGGCGCACGUGUUUCAUAUUGAUCCGAAAACGAAACGCACAUGGAUCACGGCCAGCAUGAAGGCGGUCAAUGUGAGCUUCUUCUACGAUAGCUCACGGAAUCUGUAUCGCAUCAUUAGUGUCGAGGGCACCAAGGCGGUCAUUAAUUCGACAAUUACACCCAGUAUGACAUUCACACAGACAUCACAGAAGUUUGGCCAGUGGAGCGAUGUGCGCGCCAAUACGGUUUAUGGACUGGGCUUCUCCUCGGAGGCGGAACUAACCAAGUUCGUGGAAAAAUUCCAGGAGGUGAAGGAGGCCACCAAAAAUGCCAUGAAAUCGGCGAAUGGCUCGAAUGCGGUAACGCCCACCACUUCGGCGAAUACAUCACCAAUUUCGGGUCGUGCUGUCGGCUCCAUGCAGAAUGAUAACACCAACAUCGAUCCACACACCGUUGAACCGCCGAAUUUAAGUAACACCAAUACACAGAAUGCCAAUCCCGAUAGUCCCUCGCAUAAGCUGCUAAACACUCUCGAUGGCAAGCAGGAUAUCGGCUCGGCCACGCCCUCACCACAGCCAUCGAUGGUCAUUGGUGCUGCUCCGGUAACUGGAGGCGGCAGUGCUGGCGGCAAUGUUGGCGGUGGCAUUACAAUCUCUUCUGGUGGCAGCAUUGUGGGCAUGCACACUGGGCCAGGUGCGGGUGCCACAGCUGAGCAGCAGCUCAAGUAUGAAAACGAACGUCUGAAAAUGGCACUGGCGCAAAGCUGCGCCAAUGCCAAGAAAUGGGAAAUUGAGUUGGCCACAUUGAAGAACAAUAAUAUACGCCUGACCAGCGCCUUGCAGGAAUCGACGGCCAACGUGGAUGAAUGGAAACGCCAGCUGCACACUUAUAAAGAGGAAAAUAUACGCCUUAAGCGCGAAAUGGAACUGAUGCGUGUGGGUGGUAGUGGCGCCUCUGCAGCUGGCGGUGCCACAGAGGAUGAGUUGCGACGCGAGGUCGCUGCGCUCAAGGCGCGCACAGAGACGCUGCAGGCGGAACUGUUGCAACACGAAAUCGAGCUUAAAACGGCUAAUAUGAAUUUACGCGAGAAGUGCAAUGAUCAAACUCUGGCAAAGAUGAGUGAACUGAAUGUGCUCUUUGCCAAGAGCCUGUCCGAUUUAUAUGCGGUGCAAAAGGAUAUGGAGAAUGUUAUACAUCCCGCCAAGUGCACUUGAGACGCAGAGUUGGGUGCACACAGAAAGGUUUCAGCGCAGGAACAGACUACAAUGGCAACCACUACAACGACAUCAUCGACAUCAACAACAACAACAGCAACAACAACUAGCAAACGUUAUUUAAGCAAUUUUCUAACGGCGGCCGAGGCCGAGAGCACUCUCUCCAAUGUCACCUCCAUACACACGCAGCUGCAGUCAUCGCUCUACGAGACACAGAGCACGGCACAGCUCAAGGCGCUGGACAAGCACUCGAUGCUUCUGCAGGAGCUGCAUCAGCGACAGCUGCUGCAGGCUGCGCCGCGACACAGCUCUGCUGCCACUGAGGCGACCGAUGCCGUCGUUUCUAGUGGUACAGCUGCUGCUGGCACCAAAACUGCUACCAUACUCGUUUCCAAAUCAAAAACUAAAACUGGGCUGCCACUGUUGCUGAAAAAUUCCAUUAACAAUUAGGCGAAAAAACAAAAAAAAAAAAAAAACAAAACAAAACCGAUAAGCAGUUAUGACUUAUUGCAUUUUUUGUAAUCUUUGUAUUUGGUAGUUUGUAUACAAAAACUGAUCGAAAAGUGAACGAAAAACAAACAUUAACUUAUGACCCUCCCACGAAACUCUCAUAUAUAUACACACACUCACACACACACACUCAUUGUAGGUUUACAUGUAUAUGUAUUUAAUGUAUUUGUUCGGUAUAUCCUUUGAGUCCAAAUGCCCAGUAUUCCGUUCGAUUUUUCAAAAUUGUACGCAUUUGUCUGUGUCGUGGUACUUUUAUAGCAUUUAAGUUAACAACAAAUUUUAAAUUCUCAUACGCAUUCAAGUGCAAUAUAUAAACAAGAAUACAACAAUUAAUUUAUAAUA